This is a messenger RNA of Candidula unifasciata, 3731 nucleotides long. NCBI's taxonomy places the organism in Eukaryota, Metazoa, Mollusca, Gastropoda, Stylommatophora, Geomitridae. The record is from the annotation of a GenBank genome assembly.
ACAAUGCAUACUCUUUUAGUAUGGGCCCAGUUACAUUAUCUGACAUGGACUGCCCCAAGUUUAGGUUCACGAUGACAGGCAUGGAGGAGUUCAGUCUGGUGUUUGAUAAACACACCCAAGGCAUCCAGAAGGCCACUCUUGCCAGUCAUGACCGUAUGACAUCAUUGAUCGGCCACUUGAAAAAGCUAGAACUGGGAAAUCGUUACAUGGUCAUGUCUGUUGUGUACAGAUGUGGAUUUGGGAGAACUGUCAGUGUCUGGAAAGCCACACUGUUGUUUAUGUAUGAGCAAGACAUACAAUUGGAAAGCUCCACUUUAGUGACUGAUGGAAAAAUCCGAGCUAAACUGUGCCUAAGGGGGGUGCCUAAAGAUGUCAGCAAGGACUUCAUUCAUCUCCUGUUCCCAGAGACCAUUAAUGUUUGUACAGUUCAAGGGCCGCUAGGUGAAAGGUCUGUCAUACUUGGAUUCUCCCAUGAGAAGAUCGUUGAAGAAAUUAUUUCUUGCUAUGACUUGUUGAUUAUCUGUGGCUCUCAGAUAACCAUCUCUCGUGUUGAUGGCCAAGAAACUCAGCAGUGCUUGCUACCAGAUGGCAGUGAGGAAUCUAAGGCUAUCCCUGUUGAAGAUAAUCAAAAUGGAAAAGGAAAAGUACUUGAAAUAUGUGCCAAUGAGAGUUUUGUGGAAGAAAUUCAACAAAAAGAUCUACAGUUACAAGCUGGUAAGAUUGUGGUUCAGGAUUCCGAUAAGAUUGAAGACAGCAAACAGGAGCAGAUUUUACAGAAGGAUCAUGAAGCAGCGACUCUGUCAGAAGGUUCAGUCAUGUCUCAGGAGCAAGGAAAGAAUGACAGCAGUACUAAAGAAAGUCAAUCAGCAGACAGUAUAGAUACAUUUGCUGGGGACAUUUUGACUGCUUCGGCAGUCAUCUUGACUGAGAUAACAGCUGACAGCACUGCAGCAAGUGACAAGUUGCUUGGUGAGAAUGUUGAAGAUACUAGCGGAAAGAUCCAAUCUGAUGAAGUGACUGUGGUGUUGGGCUUAGAACAAGGACUAGAGGAAGCUGUCAGGGCUUGUUCACCUGAAAAUUCAACAUGCUUGGAUGGAGGGAGUGUUGAUCUCCGGUCAGAGGGUUCUCUAGGUGGCAUUGCAUUGCUUGAAGCAGCUAGUGAUGAAGCUAGCAAGCAAAAUACUACAGAGCCUGCCAUGCUUGAAGUUGCUGACAAUUUGGGUGAAAUGGCUGUAGAUAAUCCCUCAGAUGGUGCUGAACAAUUAGGUAAGACUGCCGACGAUGGCAGCAGUAAGCAAGAAUCUGACAGGCAGGAUAGUGAAGGUCCUGAAGAAGCACCAUCAGAUACCAUUGCAGAUGUGACUUUGACUGAUGCUGCAGCAGACGGUGGUGAAAGAAAGAUUGAUGAAGAAACCACAGAUAAGUCCAGAAAUGUGAAUGCAGAAGAAGAAGGGGCAAAUAAAGAAAAGCUGGAUAAAACCUUUGAAGACAUCAGCGAUGAUGAGACCGGUAAUCAGAGUAAAAAUGAUGACUUUGAUGAUGUUGUGAUUUUGAAACAGGAAUCACCAGAGUGGGAGGUCACAGAAAUAGAUUUAACUGUUGAGGAGUCAGAUGCUUCGGGAAAGGUGACUGAAAAUGUGAUACCUCCUACACAAGAGAAAGUUGUACAGUCUAGCAGUAAGACUGAAGAACUGCAUGACAGUAUUGUUAAGAAAGGGUCAGAUGGAGCAGAAGUGAAAAAUGUGGAUCCUAAGCUAGUCAUGACUGAUGGGGAUUUAGAGAUAUCCAUGGAGGUCAUUGAUGUUAACGAAGGUGAACAGCAAACAGAGAAAGUGAUCUAUGCUCGAACUUAUCGGCAGUCCCCUGACAGGUCCAGGGAACGAAGAUCGUGGGAUGCUAGAAAUUAUAAGACCACUCCUUAUACUCCACAACCGUGGAAGGAAAACCAGUGGUCUGAUGCCAGCAGAACAGGUGCUUAUUAUAGUUCUCAUGAGCCGUACAAGCCAUACUAUCCACCAAAGGAAAGUUCUUACAAGAUGCAUUACUACCCUGUGCCAGCUCCGGAUGAGGUAUCUUAUUACAGAGCACCAGUUCGAGAAUCCACUUCUUACAGGAGGGAUCCUUAUUAUUACAAACAGAAAAGCCACAGAAACAGUUCCCCAUCACCAAGAAGAGAGAUGAAUCUGCAUAGACAUUCCGGUUCCCGUGAUCAUCGCCCCAGUGACCACUGGGACAGCAGGCGCUAUGACUCCUGGCAUCCUAGCUCGUAUGAAGAUUCCAAAAAACAGGAAUCUUACCCUCGACCCCCGGCUGAGUAUAGUAGCAGGCAAGCAUACUGGCAGGCCCACAGCACCACACAUCAUUCACCUCCUCCAACACUCGAGGCUUCACAUUCUUCUGCUAGACCUAGGGAUCACUACACUCGUGGUGGUAGCAGAGGUCCUUACGAAAGUGACCGCAAACGAAAGUCAAGGAAAUCUAGAUCUCGGUCUCUCUCUGAUAUGUCGAUGUCUUCAGCUGAGCUGCCCUCGCCAGUGCGUAAGCCAUCAUACAGACGAGAAAGCCCAAAGCGACCGGCUGCCCAUACUUCACGGAGUCCAAUCUCUGUGUCGUCCCGAUCUCGUUCUUUAAGCCCGGUUUCCAAAUCUCCCAGCUUGGAAUACGCCCAGCCGGGAACCGGAAAAGACAAGUUAGUAAAAACUGUGAAGCAUUUUUUGGAGUUGGCUAAAGGGAUCAAGCAAGCUCAUCGAAGGCAGUCAAAUCGUUCGCCGAGUCCUAAAUCACCCCCUUUAAGGAGAUCCAAAAGUCCACAGCACUCGAGACACAGGAGCCCUUCUGUGUCCAGUAGUACUCUGCGAAGAGCACUUCACAGUCCUCGGCAUACAGAAUCUCGCAGACUGCGUUCGAAGAGCCCACAUCAGUUGUAUGCCAGAAAGUCACGUAGCCCCGUUUACUCUAAAAGUCACAAGCGCAGGUAUGACAGGUCUUCAAGUGGAUCCUCCCAUGGGGAUGACUAUAAGCGACGUUACAAAGAACGAUAUUCGGAUAAAAGAACAGGUUCUUAUCACAGGCAGAGUCCAGAUCGUCGUCAUGAGUCGAGAAAGGCACAGAAAACAGAAAUUUCCCAUACUGCAAGUGACCAGAGUGGUAAAGCCAAGUCUGGACAAUGGUCAGAUUCAAAAUACAAGAGCAGUAAUGCUCAGUCUUGGCAGCAACCAUAUGGAAGCUAUCCAGUAGCACCGAGCUCUGGCCCUGUGGCCACCAGUGCUGUGUACAACCCAACCUACCCUCCUCCUGGAUGUCCCCCACAGCCCCCGACCAACGUAUACUCCAGCAGCUCUGUGCCGGUGUACCCCUACACUAGCCCAUCUCAGUUCUACUCCAACAUCCCACCUCCUUACCUUCAUGUCCCCCCGCCUGCUCCUGUUGCUCAAACUUACCAGUCACCAGGAUACACAGUUUAUCAGCCGGGACAGCCAUAUGCUCCCUUGCAAGCAGGCUCUUCCAGUAGUAUGAACCUGAAUGCCAGCAAUGCAUCGUCCAAAACCAAGUCAUGGUCUAUGGGAAACAGUGCCAUGGUCUUCCAGCGUGUGCUUGGCACCGAUAAAAAGGGUGGCAAAGCAAACAAAAGUGGUGUCAUAUCGAAAAUUGAGGAUCGCAAACGUUUGGAGCGACCGAAAGUCACCAAAACUGAACGUGUCCUGACAACGGUUCAGAUGGAGAAGAAAUAA